Messenger RNA from Cyprinodon variegatus (sheepshead minnow), 6310 nucleotides. RefSeq names its product karyopherin alpha 6 (importin alpha 7) (gene kpna6). The coding region runs from base 116 to 1732 and encodes 538 amino acids. Gene Ontology annotation, biological process: NLS-bearing protein import into nucleus. Gene Ontology annotation, molecular function: nuclear import signal receptor activity; protein binding. Lineage: Eukaryota; Metazoa; Chordata; Actinopteri; Cyprinodontiformes; Cyprinodontidae. The record is from RefSeq and is a predicted model, not a curated record. The transcript has 14 exons. Gene Ontology annotation, cellular component: nucleus; cytoplasm; nucleoplasm.
CUCCGGCAGCCAUAUUGCUUACUGGAGCAAAUUCUGGAAAGCUAGCAGUAGGGGAAAGAAUUUGAACUUUAUAUACAUCUUCACGGCCUUCUGUACUCAAAAUAUAAAUACCACAAUGGAACCAUCAGCCAGUCCGGCCAAGGACAACUACAGGAUGAACCGCUACAAGAACAAAGCACUGAACCCAGACGAGAUGAGGCGCAGGAGAGAAGAGGAAGGCAUCCAACUCAGGAAACAAAAACGAGAACAGCAGCUUUUCAAGAGAAGAAAUGUGGACGUUCUGAAUGAAGAGGAGGUCAUGUUUGAGAGUCCGCUGGUGGACUCAUACCUCAACUCUCCAGCAACAGAAGGAGUUAUUACCAGAGAUAUGGUGGAGAUGCUUUUUUCAGACGACCCAGAACUUCAGCUCGCCACAACACAAAAGUUCAGAAAACUACUUUCCAAAGAGCCCAAUCCUCCAAUUGAUGAAGUUAUAAACACAUCUGGUGUGGUGGAAAGGUUUGUAGAGUUUCUGCAGAAGAGCACCAACUGCACACUACAGUUCGAAGCCGCGUGGGCCCUGACCAACAUCGCGUCAGGGACGUCCCUCCAGACGAAGACGGUGAUCGAGGCUGGAGCCGUGCCCAUCUUUAUCGAACUGCUUAACUCAGACUUUGAGGAUGUCCAAGAACAAGCCGUUUGGGCUCUGGGUAAUAUAGCCGGGGACAGUGCAGUAUGCAGGGACUAUGUGCUGAACUGUAACAUCCUCCCUCCGCUGCUGCUGCUUUUGACCAAAUCUACCAGACUCACAAUGACUAGGAAUGCAGUAUGGGCUCUGUCUAAUCUCUGUAGAGGCAAAAAUCCUCCACCUGCUUUUGAAAAGGUGUCUCCCUGUCUGCCGGUACUGUCCAGGCUGUUGUUUAGCAGCGACCCAGACUUGCUGGCAGAUGCCUGCUGGGCUCUUUCCUACCUCUCAGACGGCCCCAAUGACAAGAUCCAGGCUGUCAUCGACUCCGGUGUCUGCAGGAGGCUGGUGGAGCUGCUCAUGCACACUGACUAUAAGGUGGCCUCUCCUGCCCUGAGAGCUGUGGGAAACAUCAUCACUGGAGAUGACAUUCAGACUCAGGUGGUGUUGAACUGCUCAGCUUUACCCUGCCUGCUGCACCUCCUCAGCAGCCCUAAGGAGUCUAUUCGUAAGGAAGCAUGCUGGACCAUUUCCAACAUCACAGCUGGAAACCGAGCACAAAUACAGACGGUGAUUGAUGCCAACAUCUUUCCAGUCCUGAUUGAAAUCUUGCAGAAAGCAGAAUUCAGAACCAGGAAAGAAGCAGCCUGGGCUAUCACCAACGCUACAUCCGGAGGAACACCGGAGCAGAUCAGGUAUCUGGUGAACCUGGGCUGCAUCAAGCCUCUGUGUGACCUGCUGACCGUGAUGGACUCUAAGAUUGUUCAGGUGGCUCUCAACGGUCUGGAGAACAUCCUGAGGCUCGGCGAGCAGGAGGCCAAGCAGGAGAACAACGGCACCGGCGUCAACCCUUACUGCAGCCUCAUCGAAGAGGCCUACGGACUGGACAAGAUUGAGUUCCUCCAGAGCCACGACAACCAGGAGAUCUACCAGAAGGCGUUUGACCUCAUCGAGCGUUACUUCGGCGUGGAGGAUGAGGACAGCAGCCUCGCUCCUCAGGUGGACCAGGCCAACCAGCAGUUCCUUUUCCCUCAGCAAGAAGCUCCAAUGGAGGGCUUCCAGCUCUAAGUCUUCAUCAGUGAACCACUCACCCCUGUCCAUUUGUAUACGCCCCCCUCCCCCCGGCACCCAGCCCAUGACGCCGGAGUCAUGCCACUGUGUUCUCUUGCCUGAUCUCUGCAAGCACACAAACCAACCUGCCCUAAUGGAGGAAAGCUGAAACCGUGGCCCCUUCAUCCAAGCUUUCCUAGCAGAGGACAAAUAUUCUCACAGGGCUGAUUUUUCUUUCCUGUUUUUUGCUUAGUUGGGUUUUUUUCUGGCCAUUUGGGGCAUUUCUCACAAACUCAAUACCCAAGUGGGGGAACUGAUCACCUAAAAACCUGAAGUGGUUUGAAACGUGCACACGUGGACUUGUUUCUGCCGUUUGAUAGCUCUUAGAUCCUGUUGCCGGCAGUAACCAUUUAUCUAAAUUUCUUUAGCGAUGGGACAUUCCUGUUGUCUGGAUUAUCCCGGCCCCUUUGCAGUCCACCAACGGGGGCGUUUGAGGCAUAAAACGCCCAGUUUGUGCAGUUCACUGUAGGCACAACUUUCCCCCCCUUUUUUUUAUGUUAUUUACCUCUAACCCUUAUUUAUCUUUUUCUUUAUAGGUGUUUUUCCUUUUCUGUAAAUGGAAAUAGAAUUUUUUUUUGUUUUUUACAAAAAGAUGCCCUGGUUGUUCAGCUUAGGGUUGGUUAAAAAGCUUCCGGCGAAGCAAAGGGAGGACUUUUAAGUUUAAAGGGGAGGGAAGAUGUUUAACAGAUGAACGUAAACAAAGGAAGGACUACGAUUGGAGUUUAGGGAAAGGACGUUUCAUUUUUUUUCUUUAACCAUUAAAAUGAAAUCCAAGUUUUUUCCAUGACGGGAAUAUUGGAAUAUCCAAAUUUUCAUUGUGUGCUGUGUUAAUAACAUUUGAAUUAUGAAGUGAUCUAUUAAGCAAGGCAUAGUUUAGGAUUAUUGAGAGCCCUCUGCAGCAGCAAACCUAACUUAUUUUCAUGUCCGGCUGUGUUUAACGGAUUGCAAACGUGAAGAAAAAAAAAGGAAUCAUUAAACCAUUCUUUGAAGUAGUGAAAGUUUCAUAGCUUAGCGGUUCCAGAGAGCCCCUGGAGGAGGCGGGGUUUGCUGCUCGGCGCCCAGUAGGGCAGGGCCUCUGCAGUCUCAUAGGACCCCUGUCCAGACGCAGCUGGUACAGGGAGGUGGCGGCGAAUCACUGCGGAUCGUUCAUGUAAACAUUUUGGGUCGGAUAAAGAAGCCGGAUUAAAACACGGUAACUUUCGGUGGUGUGAAUAGUGAUAGUUUAGUGACCACGGUGGUGUUUUCUUUAGCGGUAGACUUGAUUAAAAUUAGCCUCCGGCAUUCGACAUCACUAUACCUUUGAGAAAACGGAGAUGACUUUGCAUGAGACAGUCGUGCUGCGUGUGGGUGUCGUUCAUGUAAAUAGCCUCUCCUGCGCCCAAGCUUGGAACAAUCUGCUUCUUCUGUGUGGGUCUAAAAAAAAAAAAAAAACUAAGAAAAAAAACACAAAAAAAAAAACAGCUGGAGGUGACUAGCCUAACUGCAUCAAAAUGACAAGUAACUAAUAGAAGUAUAUUUGGAUUUUGCUGGGGUUUUUUGCAUUAAUGUAUAUCUUUACUUACACUUCAUGCACACUUGCAUACAACACCAGCUGAAACACACCUCACAUGGAUGAGUGGCUAGAAGCAAAGACCAGCUUCCCUUUAAAGAGAGGAAAUGUUCUUCUUCCUUUUUCUUUCUGCGGUAGUUAUUUGAACUAAAUUGAUAAAAUGUUGCUUAAAGCAAAAAUCGUGUUAUGGAAACUUGCAGUUGUUUCUAGCCACGGGACGUGUGACCACGAAUGGGCGGGGCUUCUGAUCAGGUCGGUCAGCGCUGAGCCUCUAGAUGAAGCCGAGGUGUGUUUGUGUGAGUUUUGACUGACAGGCGCUGUGUGAGGGAGGAGGCUGAUUGAAUCUAUCAGAAAAUGUCCCAAUCAGAGUCGGGGAGCUGCUGCUCUGUGGAUGAUUAUGGCGUGGAACAAAAUCAGGGUUUCUCUAAAGGAAAAAAAAACUGCUUAGGAGCGUUUAGACUUUAUUAAGGUAUUAGUAGUAGUGUUAUUAUUUUGGGGAAAAAAGUAGUAAAUGUAGAGGUUCAUCUAGCAGGUGUCAAACUAAUCUGGUGCUUUUAAUGCCUUUGAGAUACUGAAUGAUGAAAUGAUUUAUGGAUUCCUUCAAGACAAGAAUAUAAGUUUCAGUUUAUAGCCAAUUUUGGGGGAAUCUAAUUAACCUAAAGGCUCAGAUAGAUCCAUACAUCCCCUCCCCACUCAGAGUGGUAGAAAUCCUUUUUUUUUAUAUACCUGAACUGUUCAGAUUUAUGCAAAUUGGUUGGAAGAAUGUUACUCCAUACAUUGAAGCUUAACGUCUUCCAAAACCCUUUUUUGGUAUGUAUUCCUGGUCAGUACCUCAGUACUGCCAUGUUUAAAAGGCGAUUAUCAUGUUUUUGUUUUGUUUUUUCGGGGGGAUGUAAAGUUUUCCGAGAGCACUAGUUAAAAAGUGAGGCUGGUUGGUUCCCUCAUUCCAGUCUGGCCAGCUGCACACCUUCCAGCUAGCUUGAGAUGAUCCAGGUUGGAUCAGGAGCUUCUUUCUUUGCUGACCUUUCAUUUGGGCAGUCACUGUGGGACCUUCAAACCUAGUAAUGUCUUUAAACGUUCUUCAAAACAACUCCUGGGAAUCUAAAACGAUCCUGCCUGUUAAAGUUUAGUUUAUAGGUUAAUGUUGAAGAAAAUCACAUAUUUUUAAACCAUUUCCUGCUGAAAUAUGCUAGUUCUUCAGACACUUUAAGGAUGUAUGUAUAUGUGAGUCUGUAGGAAUAAUUGUGAACGGAAAAUCCACAGGGAAUCCAAACUGGUCACCUAGUUCCUCUUAAAAUACGUAGGAAAUUGUUUCUAUGAAUAAUCCAGGCUGAAAAACAAAGGCAUUAAAAGCUCCAUAUUAUUAACGCCGUUCGGACGGUGGGACGACCGACCGCGGCGGGGUUUAUCAUGAAGCCCAGUUCUGCACCAUAUCUGCCAGAGGAAUGAAUAGCAGAUGAUUUCCUGAGCUUUAUCCACAGAGCGCCAGCAGCCCCGGCCGACAGGAGAAGUCAAACCAUGAAUAAAGCAACAACAUCUUACCUCUACCUGACAGAAGUGUAGAGCAGAAGUCUUUGGUUUUUUUGGCCAAUUCUGUGCUUGGCCUACAAAAAUAAUGCCAGAAUUGCAAUAUAUAAAUAUAUAUAUAUAUAUAUAUAAAUAGAUGUAUAAAAAAAUCAUUGCAUCAACAAGGAAAAAAAAAUGUUUAUAUUUCUUAACACGAAAAAUGCACUCCUGCUCACUAAAGUGCCAAUCCGACCAACAAAGACUGGAGGAUCUUACGUUUCUGUCUUUGACUUGUAGAUUAUUUCUUUAUAUCUUUAUUUACUUGAAUGUGCACAUGUUUCAGUGCAAACCAUUGCUGCUCUAUUUUCCUUAUCUUUCAAUUUACAUCGUUUGCCAUUUUUUAUUUCUAUAAGUGGCAUUCUUUAACAAUGAUGUCUAAUUAUCUGGGAGGGGUGGGAGGACUGACUUGACGGCACGAAUCUUAUUUUUUUAUUUUUUCCCCUUUUAGCGGUCUCAGAGUCUUGUGGUUCAGAGACCGGCACCAACCUCACUGCCAAUUUAAUCCACCAAAGUUCAAUUUCAGUCCCUCUUCUUUCUUUUUUUUUCUCUCUCCGGAAAUUAAAUUCAGAUUAAAAAAUAUUCUCCGAUUUAAUUUUUAUUUUUUUGUUUAAUUUUUUUCUGAGUUGAAACGUUUAGGAUUCAGAAAAAAGUGCAUCGAUUUACAUUAAAAAGUGUUAUUUAAACUAUGUAUGUUCUGAUACAUUGACAGGGAUUCAAACACAAUUCUAAUCACUUCUGAGAAGUGGAGGAAAAAAAAAAGAACCUCGGUAGAACUCUUAACAGGAUGAAUAACGCAAAAAAAGAAAAGAAUAGGUGAGUACCCAAGCAUUUCUGCUUCUCUUCUGAUUUUUUUUUUAGGGAUAUUUGCUUAUGUCUAAUCAGGCUGCAUGAUCAGUAGUCUUGUUUAUCAUAAGUGAGCAAAAGUCUCAUAUCUAACUUGUCUUCCGUCCGGAGCGCUGUAGGUGUCUUUAAUGGAAAUAUAAAGCCAAACUCGGCUCAUUCAAAUCACGUCUGCUCCAAAUGUUUACAAUGCUCUAUUUUUUUUUGUUAAUUCCUCUUUAUAUAGCAUCACUAACCGGUCCGGACGCAUCCUCUGCUCUGGUCCUCGCAUCUUUUUACUUUCCUUCGUAUUUAUUUUCUCUUGUCCAUAUCAAUGCUUUUCUGUUGCUCCGAAUAAAACGCCGUACUGUGACCCGACUGGACUUUACCGACGGUAUGAAUGAGUGACGAGAAACUUUACACACUUCAGCUGAACAUGACACACAAACAUAAACAUGGAGAGAGGGGGGGAAGAAAAAAACUCAUACAGGAAACUGCAACGAUAUUAAAGAUGUAAAGAAACUGUAUUGGAUUUAAAAAUUGUUCAGAUGAAAUACUGUAAGAAAAACCAACAAAAAAAAUAAAGUUAUGUUUCAACCCUU